AUGAACGACCUUCAGCAGAAUCAAACAACAGCACAGCAGGCAGAGAGUCUAGAGGACUCGAGGGCCAAUCCUCUGCGUCCCCACGAGCUUCAUUCGUCCAGAUAUUUUCAGCUCCUCAAGUCGCGCCGAAAGCUUCCUGUCUCCUUGAGACGCCAGGAGUUCUUGGACAUUUAUCAUGACUCGCAGGUCAUCUUGGUGUCUGGUGAGACCGGGUCUGGAAAGACCACUCAAAUCCCACAAUUCAUCCUCUUCGACGAAUGGGAAAGUGGUAAAAAAGUAGCAUGCACACAGCCUCGCAGACUUGCUACAACAUCUGUUGCUACUCGCACAGCCGCUGAGCUCGAUGUACCACUCGGGGAUCAAGUGGGAUAUAGCGUCCGCUUCGAGAGGAAGACGAGCAGAAUGACACGAUUAAAGUACAUGACUGACGGUCUCCUUCUGAGCGAAGCCUCGAAAGACCGCGAUUUUUCAGCAUAUAGCUGCGUCAUACUCGACGAAGCCCACGAGAGAACCUUGAGCACGGAUCUCCUGAUGGCUUUGCUGAAAAUGGCGACUUCGCGUCGGCCAUGCCUGAAAGUUGUCAUCAUGUCCGCUACUCUCAAUGUAGAGAAGAUCCAAAGUUACUUUCCUGCCGCCGCAACUUUCGAAAUAUCUGGAAAAGUCCAUCCAGUCCAAAUCCACUAUCUCUCACAUUCGACGCCUCGAUACUGCUACUGUGCAGUCACCGUGGUCAAGCACAUCCACAAGAAUAUGGCCGAGGGGGAUAUCCUGCUAUUCUUGCCUACCUCGGGCGAUAUUGAGAUGGUUUGUUCCAUACUUCGUGACGAGUAUGAAGAUCUUACGAUUCUACCUCUAUACUCUGCCCUCUCGCGAGCAAGACAAGAGGAAAUAUUCGAAGACUCGGAAUAUCGAAAAUGCAUUGUUGCCACAAAUGUGGCAGAGACCAGCAUCACAAUCGAUGGAAUCGUUUAUGUCGUCGAUUCGGGUCUGGAAAUCCGUCCCGUCUACAACCCGCGCCUCAGGAUGUCGACCGUACUCACCUCGCCCAUCUCCAAGGCAUCUGCCAAGCAGAGAGCAGGUCGUGCUGGGCGAACCCAACCCGGGAUCUGCUUCCGCUUGUACACAGAGCAAACUCACCGUGCGUGCUUCAUUCCUUCUGCCCCUCCCGGUAUUUUGGAAGGCGAGCUCGCGUCACAAAUCCUUCUCCUGAAGGUAAUGGGAUUCGAUUCUGUCGGAACGUUCGAUUUUGUCGAUCCACCUCACCCGGAAGUCUAUCUCCGAGGUUUGCAAGAUCUUCGCUCAAUGAGAUACAUUGACGACAAAGGCACGAUUACGCGUACAGGCCGCAUCGCAGCACGAUUAUCCGUCCACCCCAAAUGGCUCAAUGCCUUUAUGGAAGGACAGAAGAACGGCUGCCUCCGGGAAAUGAUUGACCUGGCGGCCAUCUCCAGCACGCAGCAUCCCAUCUUCCUGCGGCCUCCUCCAGCACGAUUCGCGGCCGACAUCGCCCACCAGAGAUUCGCCUGUCCGUUGUCAGAUCACAUUAGCCAACUCAAUGCUCUGCACGCCUACGAAUCCGCUAUAAAGACCGAGAACCGACUACCGAUAAACCAGUGGUGCUUCGACGCUUUUCUCAACCGUCGUGCCCUGAGCGAGGCCGUCAGGAUCAGAGACCAAUUGGUCGUUUCAUUGCAGAAUGAGUUGGCCAUUACGAAAGAAGUUUGCAGAUUCGAGGAUGCAGAGUAUGAUACUCAUAUCCGGAAGACUCUCGCCCGGAGUUUCUUCUACCAGUGCGCUCUCAAACAUCCAGAUAUGUUUGGCACCAUCUACAGGACGGUACAUGAAGGCCACACCGCCGGCAUCCACCCAGAGAGUGUACUUUCCGAGGGGAUCCAAGAAUGGAUGGUGUAUAGCGAGUUUGUCUCCAGCGGCACUCCAUACCUGCAGACUGUAACGGCCGUGGACCCAGCCUGGUUGAUUGACCUGGAUUUCUUUCAAGACGAUAGCCUGCCCAAGACGGCAGAUGGAAAUUUCAAGCAACCCCUUGUCAAAAAAUCGCUGGACAAAGCCCGGAAAAAGAGAGACAGUUUGGAGGAGGAUUUGAUCUCCUUUGAAAUACUGGAUUUGAAGGCCACCUAG
This is a messenger RNA of Clonostachys solani, 2139 nucleotides long. The record is from the annotation of a GenBank genome assembly. Lineage: Eukaryota; Fungi; Ascomycota; Sordariomycetes; Hypocreales; Bionectriaceae.